Molecule: messenger RNA, 1983 nt
Organism: Dermacentor andersoni
Lineage: Eukaryota; Metazoa; Arthropoda; Arachnida; Ixodida; Ixodidae
Source: RefSeq, a predicted model, not a curated record
AUGAAGAGGAUUGUCCUGGCACGCAUGGAGUGGAUCGCCGCGCAGGUGCACUACUUUCCGGAGCAGCAGACCAGCUUCAGGCGCUACGGCUGCACUGCCGACUCCAUCGCCGAUGUCGUGGCCACACGGGAGGAUGCAAAGAACAGUGGUGACGUGGCUUUUCUCGUGCUGCUUGACGUGCAGAGCGCCUUUGACAGCCUGCCCCACGAGGUCAUCGAGGGCUUCUUGGAUGACUUUGGGAUCACUGGCAGCCUCAGGCGCUUUGUCUCUGCCUUUCUUGCGGGAAGAACGUUCAGAGUACGAGUGGGCCAGGCGCUCAGCACCCCUCGAGUCAUCGCCACCGGCGUGCCGCAGGGAUCGGUGCUGAGCCCGUUUCUGUUCAAUGCAGCCCUAGCAGGUCUGCCAGCCGCACUACCGGCAGACACCCGGUACCACACACAGUGCUCCAUCUACGCUGAUGAUGUGGCGCUCUGGGUCCGGGGACCAAGGCGGUGCUUUCCAGCCGUCCGGAGAUCACUGCAGGGGGCCCUGGACGCAGUGACAACAUUCCUCGGGAGAGUCGGCUUAACCGUCUCUCCUGCAAAGACGGAGGCCCUACUGAUACACCCGAGGGCUGCCUCCCGCCUCAGCGUCCACCAGUUGAGAAUCGGCACCGACCCCCUUCCGUGGAAGCAGACAGUGACGUACCUUGGCCUCACCAUAGACCACCGGCUGACGUGGAUCCCGGCUACUAAAGCCCUCAGCGCCAAGGUUCGCCGUGUUCAUGCAGCCGUGGGCCGACUCCUUCAACGAGACCGAGGAUGCUCCACCAAGUGGGCCCUACGCCUGAACAAGGCUGCAGCAACAUCGUCUUUGUUGUAUGCCCUGCCGCUGGUUUCCCUGACGCAUGCCAGGAAAGCACAGCUAGAGGUUCUGCACAGGACGGCCAUCAGAAAUGUCCUGGGGCUUCCUAGGCACUCCAAGAUCGCCGCAACACUGGCUGAGGCCGGAGAAUGGCCACUGUCACUGCUCAUGUUGCAACGGGGACUGGGGCAUACUGACAGGCUACAUCGCGCACCAGACGGCCAGGCUCUCCUAGACCGGCUUUGGAGCCUGCCGGCUUCACGUAUGGGCAACCUGUGUCGCCUCUAUGAGGAGACAGUUCCCCAACUACCUGUGGCAGUGGCUCUUCCUCCUCCCCAUCACGGACCUCCGGAUGUGCACCUCUCCCUCAAAGGGAUAGCCAAGCGGAGAGCACCAGCCGCAGCCCUGCAGCAGGCGGCAGCCUGCAAGCUCCAGGAGGAGAUGGAAGGACACCUGCUGGUGUUCACGGAUGGUUCAGUCCUCCCCAGCGGGCAGUGUAGGCUCCCGUUUGCAGCAAGCUCUACUGCAGCUGAGCUCGCGGGGCUGCAUCUGGCUGCCGACCUCCUUGCUGAGCACCUUCCCCAGCAGCCGGUGGCGGUGGUGUGCGACUCCAAGCCAGUGCUCCAGGCCCUCGCCAACCUUCGGCGGGCAGGACUUACAGUGGUGCUGCUGCUUGCCAAGUUAACGGCUCUAACCACCGCCGGAAUCCCAAUAUCCUUCCUCUGGCUGCCCUCACAUGUCGGGGUAGCCGGUAACGAGGAGGCGGAUACCUACGCCAAAGCUGCCCAUCAUGAUGUAGUCCCGGUUACCAGAGCGGUAGCGGCUUCGGACUGCACGAGACAUCGGCUACGGUGCCUGCUCACCUCCAUUCACCCGGACCCCCGAGUGGCUAGUGGCAGGGCCCCCAAGCCACUUCCAGAGAACGGCCUCUCCAGAAGAGACCGUUCCACACUCCUGCGCUUGCGGACUGGCUGCACCUGGACUGCGGCCCGGCUGUACUCCAAGGGCCGCGCCACGUCGCCUAUCACUAUCAUCACUAUCAUCCGCGGAGCCCAGCGUGGACGUCCCAGGGCCCCUGCUGCCAGUGCUCGAGACGCUGGCGGACCCGAGGGCCGCCAGUCCCUGAGCUGCCGCACCUGA